AUGACCACCACCAUGGCACCACCCCCGGGCUGUGGCAACAUCGACCCUGAUUAUCACUUCCUCUGUGACAUCUGCGAAGCCUGGGGCAUCGGUCUGGAGACGGUGGCUGCUGCAGGCAUCCUGGCCUCACUGGUCCUCCUCCUGGCGUUCUUCAUACUUGCUUUUAUGAUCAAAGACAAAAACAAGAAAAAUAUGGCUCCCAUUCAGUUCCUGUUCAUCCUGGGUACCCUGGGCAUCCUUGGCCUCACAUUUGCAUUCAUCAUCAGGCUCAAUUCAAAGACCGGCCCUACCCGCUUCUUCUUAUAUGGGGUCCUUUUUGCUCUCUGCUUCUCCUGCCUUCUGAUGCAUGCCUCCAACCUCACCAGGCUGGUAAGAGGAAGGCCCCCCCUUUCACAGCUAUCAAUGCUGGGCCAUGCUUUGGGCCUGACCUUUGUUCAGGUUAUCAUAGGUGCCAAGUACAUCAUCCUCACAGCAGAAAGACAUGGCAUAGACUUGGUCAGGAUGGGGAGAGAGCAACGCAACAAGGACUUCAUCCUGCUCCUGACCUAUGUGCUGGUCUUAAUGGCCCUCACCUUCAUGAUCUCCAUGUUCUCCUUCUGUGGACCGUUCAGAGGCUGGAAGAGGCAUGGAGUACACAUCUUUCUCACCCUUCUCUUCUCCAUAGCCAUCUGGGCUGCAUGGAUCAGUAUGCUACUUCUGAGUGGUGUGCCUGAUGGUGGGACAGAAAGUAAGUGGGACGACCCCCUGCUUGGCAUUGCUUUGGUGCUAAAUGGAUGGGUUUUCCUGAUGACAUAUGCAGUGCCUGAGAUCUGCUUACUUGCUACCCCCUGUGAACCAAGGAACUACCCUCCAGAGAAAAGCAUUUGCAAGUCCACAGUCUCACAGCAGAGCUUUGAAGCAGCAGUUUCUCAAGCCCCAGAUAAUGAAGGAACUGAGGAAGAUGUUUUGCUCCCCACAGACAGGAAUGACUUCCAGCCCAAGAGGCUCUGGUCAGAACUGAGCAGGGGCAGUGGGACAGGCUGGUUCCUUUGCGUGGAACCACAAGGGAUGGUGUUUGGCAAAAGUUGA
This is a messenger RNA of Varanus komodoensis (Komodo dragon), 1068 nucleotides long. RefSeq names its product retinoic acid-induced protein 3-like. Lineage: Eukaryota; Metazoa; Chordata; Lepidosauria; Squamata; Varanidae. Bases 1 to 1068 code for a protein of 355 amino acids. The record is from RefSeq and is a predicted model, not a curated record. Gene Ontology annotation, biological process: G protein-coupled receptor signaling pathway. The transcript has 3 exons. Gene Ontology annotation, cellular component: intracellular membrane-bounded organelle; signaling receptor complex; extracellular exosome. Gene Ontology annotation, molecular function: G protein-coupled receptor activity; protein kinase activator activity.